This is a messenger RNA of Auanema sp. JU1783, 828 nucleotides long. Lineage: Eukaryota; Metazoa; Nematoda; Chromadorea; Rhabditida; Rhabditidae. The record is from the annotation of a GenBank genome assembly.
AUGAUGAAAAUGACGUCUCCCGUUAGAACUUCUUUCGACAUCUUCAACGAGAAACAGAUUCAAGAGAAUGUAAAUCUUUUAUCACAUGUCCCAAGAGAAAAUGCUACCUAUGUUCAUCUGCCUUCGGGUACUGUGGUUACCAGAGCUCGUUUGGGAGGGGUAGAUGAGUCUCCCAAUAUCAACAAGAUCAGACGAUCCUUAUUCCGAUCUGCUGAUCCGUUUGAAGAAGCUACUCCGAAGAAUACCACAAGAAAUGAAGCUCAGAAAACGAAUAAUGAUUCUGGCUUCUCAGAAAAGUACAGGGAUAACUCUUUCGCUUACUAUAAUCGUCUGUUUUUAUCGGACUCUUCAGAUUCAGAAUCAUUCGAUUUCGCUGAUGACGAUGAUGUGAUGAGGGAUGAUGGUUCUGAUGAUGACUGGGUCCCCUUGGUCCAGCUCAAGAGAAAAGGAGCUAAACUGGUCGAAAGGAAGAUUAACAACCCUAAAGUAGCUUCAAGAAGAUUGACGAAAAGAAAGACUGAGCCAACUGAAAGCUGUUCUCCAGUGGUGAAAGUAUCUCGGUGUUCUUCGUCUGGCACUAACGCCCCAUCGGAUGUACAUAAAAAUAAGGUAACCGAGGAUGUAUCAACUAGCUGUAUGAAUCAAGAGAGUCUCAAUAACAUAACUAACGCGGAUGCUAAAUCGAAAGAUGUAGAAAUGAUCUCAGCCAAAAUGAAAUUUGCUGAUCUAGUCUUCCAGUUUCAUAAUAAUGUAAAACUCAAAAUAGAAAGUGACUGCGAUGAUGAUAUGACGGACAUAUCAGAAGCAGAUCCGGAAGAAUUUGAAUAA